AGAUCACAUGAGCGGGCAUCCAUUUUUGACACAGCUGACAGCUAGUGGUCGAUAACUUAAUAAUUUUUGUUCGAAAUAAAUCUUGAAUUUAUUGAACAAAAUGAAGAUUUGCGGCCCCAAAUUGUCGCUAUGUGGUCUGGUUUUGAGUGUGUGGGGCAUCAUACAGUUGACUAUAAUGGGCGUCUUCUACUAUAUCAGAUCAGUAGCUCUGUUAGAAGACCUCCCUGAAGCGGAAGGAGGCCAUCACACCAUCGAAGACUUUAUUGCCACGGUUGAAGCUGGCUACACUCAGAAUGCCUACAACUGCUGGAUAGCUGCCCUCCUGUAUGUCAUCACCCUGGCCCUGUCUGCUCACCAGUUCUGGGCCAACAACCGCUCCUCAGUGAGCAUGUAAAUAACUAAAUGUGCUCCAAAUAUAUUGAGUGGCGAGUCACAAGUGCUGGUACCAACAUGUAAACCAAUUUAACAGAAUGAGUUUUAUAGCACUAAUUAAGAUGAUUUGUGUUGAAGGUGUGACUAUUGCAUAGUUCCAUUCCAUAAGUUAUUGAAUUGAUGAUCAGUCAUUAGUAUCUGACUUACUAUUUACUACUGCAGCAUCUAAUUUUAAUUAAGUAGUAAAUAUAUACUCAGAUACAGGCAAAGUUAUUGCUUAAAUAUAUCUCCAUUGUAUGUGUCCAGAGUAGGUAUGUGGAUUUCUAUUCUAGCUCUGUCUAUUGAAAAACGGCAUUUAACUUCCUCUACAUAUAAAGAUGCUACUCUGGUUAUCCACAUUCUUAGUCCCAAUUACAAUAAGUUAAAAUAUACUUUUAAGUAAAGAAAAUGAUUCUGCACAAUAUUAAUUACUAUUUUUAACAAAUAGACAUCUAUGUGUAACCAAAUCAGGUAAUCAUACUGCUUAUGUUUGAAAUAUUAAAUUUAAACUGUACAUAAAAUAUUGUAUAUUGAUUAGAUGUUUUUUUGAAGUAAAGUAUUAAUGUUA
Molecule: messenger RNA, 979 nt
Organism: Plutella xylostella (diamondback moth)
Lineage: Eukaryota; Metazoa; Arthropoda; Insecta; Lepidoptera; Plutellidae
Product: ribonuclease kappa
Biological process (GO): nucleic acid metabolic process
Molecular function (GO): RNA endonuclease activity
Source: RefSeq, a predicted model, not a curated record